AUGUCGUUUGCUGAUAGCUUUUGGUGUCAAGACUAUGAACUGGGAUUCCUGGUUCUAUUCAACCAAUUGGAAGAAGGAAUCAAAGAGAAUGAAGACUUUGUAGAAUUGUUCAGAAGACGCAUGGAACUGGAGAAUGCUUAUGGUAAUAAAUUGCUGAUGAUUCAAGGGAAUGGAAAAUCAAGUAGACAAAAGAAUGAUGACUUUGUUUCUACCAUUAAGAAUGCAUAUGAAAAGAUAACUGAAGCAUUUAGUGAUGAAAGUGAGUUUCACCUUCAAGUUGGGUCCAAUAUUGAUAUGAGAGUCAUUCAACCAUUUUCAAGAUGGUGUCUUGAACAUAAGCAAAGAGUCGAUUAUUCAAAGUAUAUCAUAUUUGAUAAAGUUCGAGAAUUCAAAAAUGCUAAAGCCAACGUUGAACGCACUCAAAAGAAAUAUUUUGCUAAAUGUAAAUUAUUAGGAGACUUCAAGUCUCAGUAUACUGAAGAGGAAAUUAAUGAUAUUCUUGAAGAGUUGGAAUUAGCAGAAAAUGAAGCAGCAGAUGAAACAAUUGGUGAAGAUGAAGAAGAACAAACGAGAGAAGAAAAUGUUUGGGAAAUUGGUCCUUUUUUAUAUACUGAAAAGGAAUUGGGUUCAUUUCUCUCCAAAAUCUUAGAUAAUAUCCCAUUAAAAGAUCAUAAAGUACCAAUUUUAGGUGUUUAUCAACAUGUUUGUUCGGGGAAUGAUUUGGCUCAAUAUCUUUUGGAAAAUGUUUCUGAAUUGAAGAUGAAUAUUAGUAAAGUUGAAGAUGUUGGUCAAAGUUUAGUUGAUUAUGGUUUCUUGAGAAUAAUUGGAUCAAUGAACAAUAAAUUUUUUAAUUCUUCUUCAUAUUAUUAUCAAUGGAAACCACUGGCUUUUGAAAGAGCUGGAAAACCUUUACCGGAGAGGCCAGCUACGGAAAGAUCUAGAUCUUCAAGUGUUAAAAUUACUCCAACAACUACAUCUCUUUCAAAUUAUUUGGAAGAUGUCAAAGAAGCCAUGGGUGUUACUAAAGUUGAUUUCACUGAUAAGACUCAAUUGGGAAAAUUAACUUCAGAUGUCAAACGAUUGGAUGCUAAAUAUUAUGAAGAUGUUGUUAAAUUGGAUCAUAUGAGAUGUUCACUUGAAGAACUGAUUAUAGACCAUUUAACAUUUAUGCAAAAAUGUGAAUUGGAUAGACUUCGAGCCAUUAAAAAGGUCGUGUUUGAUUUUAUUUCAGUAUUUUCUGUUUCCAAAGAUAAAAGUGAAAAAAUGAUUAAUGAAUUGGCAUUACUUGAAGAAACAAUUCAUCCAGCAAAUGAUUUAAAACUUUUAAUUGAAAACUAUGCCACAGGAAAAUUCAAACCACAAGUAAUCUUAUAUGAAAACUAUGAUGAAUCGGAAAUCAAGCAAACUUUUGGUGUUGAUUUGUCAUCAAAGGCAAGAAUUGAUAAGAAAGUAGUCCCAUUAAUUGUCCAAGCAGUAUUAUCUCAUUUGGAUAAAAUAUAUCCUGAAAUGGAAAAUGAUCAACAAAGAUUAGAUCUUUGGACAAAUCCAAUUGGAAUUGCACAAGUUCAUACAUUAAGAUUUGAAGUUAAUGCUGCAACAGAUAUCAAUCAAAUUAGAACUUCUUUGGAAAAGUUUCCUCCAAUUGUUGUGACUAAUUUGCUUAAACUUUAUUUGAUGGAACUUCCAGAUUCAAUUAUCCCCAGUAAAUCAUAUGAUUUGAUCAAGUUGCUUUAUACCAAUCAUCCAGCUAAUGACCCCUCUCAAUCAGAAAAGAGAAUGAGAGGUUUACAAAAUGUUUUGGUCAAUAUACCAAAGAGUAAUUUAGCAACCUUAGAUGCAUUACUUACCCAUUUAAAAAGAUUAAUAGGAAUUAUUGGAUCUGCAAAUAAGGAUUUGGCAACAGAAUUACAAACUCAACUUGCUAAAGAAUUUGGUAACUUGAUUAAUCGACCACUGUUAGAAUUUGUGUUAAAUUCUGAUCCAGCAAGCAAAUUGUUGAAUGAAAAACAUCAAUUUACAUUCGUGAAUGAGUUAUUUGAUGAGAAGGAAACCAUUUUCCAAGAAUUAAGAAGACUCAACAGUCAAAGAAAGAAAGAUAUUAGCAGAUCCAAUAGUAAUUCUACUAGAGAAGAACAAUUGAAGCUAAAUAAAACUUCAACACCUUCUAGAACAACAUCUAUUGUAUCUAAAACAAGGUUGGAAUCUAAAUUACAAAGUGCUGUGAAUAAGUCUUUAAAUGUGAAGAAACUGAAUUCGUCACCUCCAGUGGAAUCAGAUAAAGAAGAGAAGGAUGAUGGUGGGUCCAGAAGUCCUUCAAGAACAUCAACCCCACUUCUGUUGAAGAGAUCCACUUCUCCAAAUAAGAAGAAAUUGAACUCCAUGUUGUUGGAAGAUCAAUGA
Lizanozyma spartinae is the source of this 2400-nucleotide messenger RNA. RefSeq lists its product as uncharacterized. Gene Ontology annotation, molecular function: GTPase activator activity. The coding region runs from base 1 to 2400 and encodes 799 amino acids. Lineage: Eukaryota; Fungi; Ascomycota; Pichiomycetes; Serinales; Debaryomycetaceae. The record is from RefSeq and is a predicted model, not a curated record. Gene Ontology annotation, cellular component: cytoplasm; division septum; cell division site. Gene Ontology annotation, biological process: cytoskeleton organization; small GTPase-mediated signal transduction. The transcript has a single exon.